AUGUCCUGCAAGAUAGAAGGUCUCCUGGUUUUACUUCUCUUCGGCUAUGAAGCCACACUGGGAUCAUCCACUGAGGAUGAGGGUGAGGACCCCUGGUAUCACAAAACAUGCAAGUGUGACUGCCAUGGAGGUGCCAACACUUUGUGGUCAGCGGGUGCCACCUCCUUAGACUGCAUGCCAGAAUGUCCAUAUCAUACACCUCUGGGUUUUGAAUCAGGAGAAGUCACAGAGGACCAGAUCACCUGCUCAAACCUGGGACAGUACGUGGGCUGGUAUUCCUCGUGGACUGCUCACAAGGCCCGGCUCAACAGUCAGGGUUUCGGGUGUGCGUGGCUCUCCAAAUUCCAAGACAGCAACCAGUGGCUACAAAUAGACCUAAAAGAGGUCAAGGUCAUUUCAGGGAUCCUUACCCAGGGGCGCUGUGACAUCGAUGAGUGGAUGACCAAGUACAGCGUGCAGUACAGGAGCGAUGAAAGUCUGAACUGGGUGUUUUAUAAGGACCAAACCGGAAACAAUCGGGUCUUCUAUGGAAAUUCAGACCGCACCUCCACAGUCCAGAACCUGCUCCGACCCCCAAUCAUUGCCCGCUUCAUCAGAUUGAUCCCGCUGGGCUGGCAUGUUCGCAUUGCAAUCCGGAUGGAGCUGCUGCAGUGUGCCAGCAAAUGUGCCUGA
This is a messenger RNA of Suncus etruscus (white-toothed pygmy shrew), 672 nucleotides long. It is a transcript of the gene RS1, whose product is annotated as retinoschisin 1. Bases 1 to 672 code for a protein of 223 amino acids. The record is from RefSeq and is a predicted model, not a curated record. The transcript is spliced from 6 exons. NCBI's taxonomy places the organism in Eukaryota, Metazoa, Chordata, Mammalia, Eulipotyphla, Soricidae.